UAGUUCAUAGAGAGCAACAGCAACAGACAGUAGAGUAAAGUUCCAAUGGCUUCGCAAAUGGGAAGCAAAUUCAAUCUGGGUGGACGUCCUUAUGAUCUGACCAUGUCGAAGAGAACCAGAAAGCCAUUGAAACUCGAAGAGACCCUCAGCAGCGAUGUUUCAGUUACAGGCUCGGAAGCUUUCCUUGACCAGGAGAAAGGGAUGGCCGGAGAAGAACUGGCUAGCGACCGUCAAAGCUUGAAGCAACUCAUUAAUAGCGAGGGAAACCCGCUGCUUGAAUUGGGUGAGGAGAGACGACGGAGGAGUUCGCUUGGCCACCACUUGACCGUCACCGAAGAAGUAACGCAGCUUCAUCAAAUGGUCAUGGUGAGGGCGAAGCAGAGACAAGGUGGGGGUGCCCAAGGGAUGAAUCUCAAGGGAAUGGUCAGUCGUUGUGCCAAGGUUUUGAGCCAAUUAGUCAAGGGACACCCACCACCCCCAGGAGGAUCCAAGAAACAGCUCAUCCUCCGUCUCACCAACUAAAGAAAGCCUGUUCAAG
Molecule: messenger RNA, 538 nt
Organism: Rhodamnia argentea
Lineage: Eukaryota; Viridiplantae; Streptophyta; Magnoliopsida; Myrtales; Myrtaceae
Exons: 1
Coding region: 46-522 (158 amino acids)
Source: RefSeq, a predicted model, not a curated record